This is a messenger RNA of Melampsora larici-populina 98AG31, 1629 nucleotides long. RefSeq lists its product as uncharacterized. Lineage: Eukaryota; Fungi; Basidiomycota; Pucciniomycetes; Pucciniales; Melampsoraceae. The coding region runs from base 1 to 1629 and encodes 542 amino acids. The record is from RefSeq and is a predicted model, not a curated record. The transcript is spliced from 5 exons.
AUGCUACUCAGGAGCCAAUCUGCUACCAGCGACCAACUUUUCAAUAAGCCUCCGGCGUCAUCUCCAGCUAACCCGUCAGUCAAAGCACGCACGAAGCGGAAGCCAGAUUUCCUGGACGGUAACGAAACGACUCUUAGAAAAUCUGUUGGCGACUUGUGUCAGGGAUUUUAUGGAUACCCUGCUCGCCCACAGCAGGAAGACACCGUGCUUCCCCUUCUCAAAGGGAUCACAUCAUUUCUAUUAGCGGGCACCGGAUUUGGCAAAAGCCGUGUCCCAGAACUGUUUUAUCUCGCACAUGAACCCACAUCUAAACCGAUCAUCCUCAGUAUCAACCCUCUCAAGGGCCUCGGGAAUGAUCAGGUCAUCGAGAAGAAACGUGUCGGCCUCAACGCCGUGAAUUUAACCGGCUCCAAUUGCACUACAGAGGCAUGUAAUGCCAUCAUGAACGGGGAUUACAAUUUUGUUUAUGUGAACGCUACUUUAGAUUAUUUGCAAAUAAUCAAUGCAUCUCGAGGUCACCCUAAAGAGGCAGGAAAUGGUCACUCCGACUUCGCUCGUCGGUACCAUGCGACGACUGGCCCCAACGCCAAACUUGAUGCAGUCAAUGCUUUUGUGGCUGAGGAGACAGAACGUCAGCGAAUCGCAGGAAUGCCGCCCUGCGACUGUUCGAACUGUCUGCCCGAGGAGGCCGAAGCCUUAUGGCUUGCUCAGCCUGGACUCACCAAUGAUAAUCUGGAUAUGGCCCUCCGAAUGAGCGCAAGCGAACUGGCAGAGGUCAUGUCUGCUCUCCCGGAGCCACCGCCGCCGCCGUCUUUCGAUUCUCGCACAGUGGCCUUGCCCUGCACGAAGGACGAUCCCAUUUUGAAUUCCAUCAAGCUGGAACAGCUAGUUACGCGACUCGACCGAACGUUCUCAACGUUUUUCUAUUCACUUUUCCCCAAAGAACCUGAUUUGGGGCCCGAAUGUUAUUUCGACCGCGACAUGGCCUGGGAUGUAGCCAAAAACAUCGAUCUCUUACACCAGGCAUCGGAUUUUGGGGCUAUCCUGGCCAGUGAGACCAUCAAAGGACAAUUUGAUGUGCUCUUUGUGGCUUAUUGUCAAUGGAAAAACGAGUGUGCCACGGCCGCGGUCAUCAGUGAGGCGUCGGAGCGACGGAAGUCCAUUGCCAAAGCGUCUGGACUUCCGAAGACACCUCAAUCGUGUGAGGGCGCACGAUUAACAAAGGAAAGGGCAGAGGCCAUCCGCACCUCUUUGAAACACGCGCGCGAACAAGCGAAAAUCGACAAUCAAGUGGCAAAAGCAAAUGAGCGUGCUGCCCGCGAAAAGGCGCGGAAUGACACCGCUUUAGCAAAAGCGGCAGCGAAAGCGGCACGUGGUCAAGUGUCGAACCGCACGAAACGGCCGGCCGAAGGGCCUUUGGAGCCUGGACAUCAAUCCUCAUCUGGCCCCUCCUCACCUACCCAGGUUGAUAACACAUCGGACGCUCCCCAACGGAAUCGAGAUGAUCGACCCGCGGCUUUGUCCGAGCGGAUCAACUUGAUCAUAUUACGUACUCCCACCUUGAAGGCGUUGACCACCGGAGGCGGGGGCCGGGUCCGGUCGCUCUCGGCUAAAUGUUCGGCAGCGUAG